This is a messenger RNA of Mesocestoides corti, 2490 nucleotides long. The record is from the annotation of a GenBank genome assembly. Lineage: Eukaryota; Metazoa; Platyhelminthes; Cestoda; Cyclophyllidea; Mesocestoididae.
AUGGAAGAAAUCGAUGCUAACCCAGAUGUUUUGCUACUGGGCAAGGAUCCUGACGCUGCGUCCUUCCUCGAACUGGUUUACCCAAGCACAGGUGAACAAAAGGGGCGUGUGGUCGAUCAUGACACAGUUCGUAGUCGACACAGCAGCGGUUCUCUCGAUAAUUAUAGCGCUCCUCUCUCAGAAGAUUCCGGAUCGUUAAUUGUUGCGACCGAGACCGAAAGAAAGGCUCUUUCGCCGGCAGUUGAGGCGGGGUCAGAGUUUAUGGAGAGUAAUGUUGAGGGAGACGAAUCUUUUGUAUCGGAUCCGAGACACCCUAGGGGGCUGAAAUUUCGUGGUGAUUGCAGUUCCGUCGACCGCGUUGCUUGGAUCGGUCAACUUUUCCUAAAUAUUUCAGGAAAACCUCAUGCAUCUAAUCGCGUUGCAUCCCGGAAGCCAAAUAUUUGUGCCGAAAAACAAUCUGGUUCAGACGACGGCCGCCUGGACAACUUGAGCAGUAUGUCGUCGUUAAGUGAUAACGAAGAAGAUCCACUAGAUGCAUGGGAACGAGCAGAAGCGGAACGAAAGAGCAAAAUAGCUGCACAGAUAGCUGAACUUGAAAAUAUGCGUCGUAAAGAGGAGGAAAAGGCCAUUCGUAAAGCGGAGAAGCGGGCAGCCAAAAAACAACUGCAGCAACGAGUUGAAAAAGAUGAGGAUACAGUGACCCCCGAUCGUGCACAGGUAACUGAGGGAGAUCUUAAAGUGAAAAGACGAGAGCAGCGAAGACAGGAAAAGAAAGAAGCAAAGCGCGCCGCCAAGUAUCUGGCUAAAGUUGAAGCUAAGCGACGGGCCAAAGUUGAAGAGAUUAGACGUCAGAAAAUGCAAAUGUCUGAUGAAGAUGAGGUUGUCGUUUCGGGCACUGCCAAACACCAAACCGAGGACGCCGAUGGAAGUAGUCCCGUGUGUCCCAUCAAAGAGGUGCGAGAUGAGACAGUAGGAUUUCCUAGCACCGAACCCACUGACACAAUAUCCGAUCCCGACGUUGAUUCUUUUUGCCUUACUCACUUGGAAAGUACGGCAUCAGAACAGGUGGAUUUCUCUCCGUCGCCUGUUGACACCAAUUCUCAGCAGGACACCUCUCUCAUCCAGUUGUCUUCGAAGCCGACAGGAGCGAAGACAAUUACAGAUGAGAGUGAAGGCACACUGGCUUCCCAAACAGACCCCACUUCACCCAAUCAAACAGAUGGCGGCUCCGACCAUGGUUCAUUUACAAAAUUUCAGUCCCCUUCACCGAAGGAACAGUCUACAAAUGGCAGUACGGGCACUACUCCUGAGAUUACGGAGAGACAUUCUUUACCUAGGAAGAGGAAGUUAAAAUCCCAUCACGUUGGCAGUCACGGUACCGAUGGUGAAUCUCGCUCCAAGUAUGCAAAACUUACUUCUGGCAAAGACACAACCGACUUGGACUCCAAGUCAACUGAAGGAUCCCAACCAACCACCCAAAAAACCCCUUCACCGAGUGAAAGCUAUACCGAUGAAAUCAAGCCAUCGGAACCAGACGUUGAAGAAAGACGUGCCCACUUGUCAUCCGGGAAAAGCCCCUCUGCACCCGAGUCCUCGCCCGAUCCGGUCCAACUGCUCAAAAAUCUUAGUCUGCAGUUGAAGUCAAGUCUUGUGCGUGGCCAAGAAAACUUCACCGCUGCCGUUAAUGUGUUUGAUCAAAUCUGCCAGAUGAAGGUGUCACUUCUUCAACUCACUCAGGCUUGGGAGUUGACGGACUGUGUGAAAAAGUGUCGUCGUUACAAAUUGUCCGCUGAUGUUCGUGAUAAAGCUCAUCAAACUCUGGCUCAUUUUCAAAAAAUUCAAGCCGCUGCCACAAAGCAGGAAAUUGAAAAGGCUAAGGCUAUCGUGGCUGAGCGAGUCCGCCAAGUGAAGCCACAAGCCGCCCCUGUCACUCAUCCGACCAUCACACCACCACCAUCCUCCACUCCACCGUCUCAGGAUCCAUCCGUUGAUGUAACACCCAAUCCUCAAACGAAGAAGUUCUCUGUUGAGGAACUGCGAGCAGAGCUCGACGCCCAGGCGAAUCUCUUACUUGCUCGCCUCGCAGCUACAGAUGCGCGCCUGAAUGCUGAACGCAGCACCAACCCAAAUUCCCAAGGACACCAACGCCCGAUUCCGUCGGGUCUUCAGCCACCUGCUCCCACACUGAAAGCAACUGAAGACGAAACUGCAAGUGUGAUGUCUCGUGUAGACGAAGUGGCUAACCGCUUGUUGGUCUCCAAGAGAGUCCCCCCUCCACCACCAGCACCACAGAUUGAUUUAGAUACGCGGAUCAACCAGAUGAUGGGUGUUGCCACCCCAGCGCCAGCUCCUCUCUCUCCACCUCCCGCAGAAUUGUUAGCAAUACGAGAGCAAAUCCAACAAAAGAGACGGGCUAAAAUGCCUCAGGCUCAGCAGAUUGUAGUGGGUUCGACAGAGGAUGAAGACCUGUAUGACCUCCUGGGGGUCUAA